UUGGGGUGUUUUUUGUCCCCAGAGGAUUCUGUGUACAUGGAGAAGACGAGCGAGCUGAGCGAGUACGUCCUCAACGACACCGGCCGGAUCUUCUACGGCACCGAGGACCAGAUCGCCGAGCGCUCCUGGAAUUACGGGCAGUUCGAGCCCGGGGUGCUGGAGGCCUGCCUGUUCAUCCUGGACCGCCGGGGGAUGCCCCACAGCGCCCGCGGAGACCCCGUCAUGGUGGCCAGGGUGGUGUCGGCGAUGGUGAACUCCCUGGAUGACAACGGGGUGCUGGUGGGGAACUGGACCGGGGAUUAUUCCCAGGGCACGAACCCCUCGGCCUGGGCCGGCUCCGUUGGGAUCCUCAGGAGCUUCCUCAGCUCCGGGAGCCCCGUCCGGUACGGCCAGUGCUGGGUGUUCGCAGGCGUCAUGACCACUGUGCUGCGCUGCCUGGGCCUCCCCACCCGCACGGUCACCAACUACAACUCCGCCCACGACACGGACGUGUCGCUCACCACCGACAUCUACUUCGAUGAGAGCAUGAGGCCCCUGGAGCGCCUCAACACCGACUCCGUCUGGAACUUCCACGUGUGGAACGACUGCUGGAUGAAGCGGCCGGACCUGCCCGAUGGCUACGAUGGGUGGCAGGUGGUGGACGCCACCCCCCAGGAGACCAGCAGCGGCCUGUUCUGCUGCGGGCCGUGCUCGGUGACGGCGGUGAAGAACGGCGAGGUCUUCCUCAAGUACGACACGCCCUUCGUCUUCGCCGAGGUGAACAGCGACAAGGUGUACUGGCAGCGGCAGCCGGGCGGGGCCUUCGCGGUGGUGCACGUGGAGGAGGGGGCCAUCGGCCGCCGCAUCAGCACCCUCGGCGCCGGCUCCGCCGCGCGGCUCGACGUCACCCACCAGUACAAGCACCCCGAGGGCUCGGAGGAGGAGCGCCGCGCGGUCUCCACGGCCACGGCCCACGGCUCCCGUCCCCAACCGCGGCGCCCCUCGUCGGGGGAGGUGUCGCUGAGGGUGGGGGCGGGGCCGGCGGUGGCGGGGGCGGAGCUGGAGCUGCGGGCGGUGCUGAGGAACCAGGGGGUGGAGCCUCGAACCGUCCGGCUCCGCCUCUCGCUCUGCGCCGUCCGCUACACCGGCGUGGCCGGAGCCCCCUUCCGGCAGGAGCAGCACCGCAGGACGCUGCCCCCGGGAGAGGAGGAGACGGUGACGAUGGCGGUGGCGUUCACCGAGUACCAGCCCCACGUGGGUGACCAGGAUGCUCUGAAGCUGACGGCGGCGGGCGCCGUGCAGGAGACGGGCCAGGUGGUGGCCAAGGAGCUGCGGGUGCGGCUGCACAACCCGGAGCUCACGCUGACGCUCUUGGCUCCGGCCGUGGAGGGUCAGGACACCCCGAUCCAG
Messenger RNA from Myiozetetes cayanensis, 1389 nucleotides. RefSeq names its product transglutaminase 1 (gene TGM1). The record is from RefSeq and is a predicted model, not a curated record. Gene Ontology annotation, biological process: peptide cross-linking. Lineage: Eukaryota; Metazoa; Chordata; Aves; Passeriformes; Tyrannidae. Gene Ontology annotation, molecular function: protein-glutamine gamma-glutamyltransferase activity.